Aspergillus ruber CBS 135680 is the source of this 3690-nucleotide messenger RNA. Its product is annotated as karyopherin MSN5. Gene Ontology annotation, biological process: protein export from nucleus; RNA export from nucleus. The record is from RefSeq and is a predicted model, not a curated record. Lineage: Eukaryota; Fungi; Ascomycota; Eurotiomycetes; Eurotiales; Aspergillaceae. Gene Ontology annotation, cellular component: nucleus; cytoplasm; RNA nuclear export complex. The coding region runs from base 1 to 3690 and encodes 1229 amino acids. The transcript is spliced from 11 exons. Gene Ontology annotation, molecular function: nuclear export signal receptor activity; RNA binding.
AUGGCGGCCGCAGAAUUUUCCGAGGGCGGCAUGGCCGACCUUAUCCGUGCGUUGGAGCUCAUUCACAGCCCAUCAUCUACGAAUGAGCUGCGCAGAGAGGCGUUGACUUAUGUUGAAGCGCAGAAGCAGAGCAAAGCAGCCGCUCACAAUGGAUUUCUGCUAGCUUCUCGGACAGAGCAUGCUCCCCUGGUCCGCUAUUUUGGCCUGACGCUUCUGGAUCAUGUCUUGCGUCAUACAUCUAUUACUUCGAACCAGUUGGUCGAGCUUAGAGAGUUGGUUAUCCCAUUGGCACAGUCAAUACGACAGGAGGAUCCCCCGUACAUCCGCAAUAAGAUCCCGCAGUUAUGGGCUGAAGUCGCAAAGCGGAGCUGGGGCCUGGAUUGGCUCGACAUGGACCAGACGCUCGUGCAGUUCUGGAGCGCCAGCUUGGUUCACAAGGAGUUUGUCCUGUCCGUUUUAGAGACUUUGUCGGAAGACAUCUUUUACCGCGAAGACACAGUUUCGUCGCUACGGGGAACUGACCUCAACCGGGCGCUCAUCGAGAUCUAUACGCCUCUGUCCGUGUUCGAGGAGGUUUAUCCGAAGCGGGAUAAGCAACUCGAAAUCCGGUGCGGCACGGAAGGUUGGAUGACGAGGACGUGUGAAUUCUUAGGAGAAUGUAUCGAGAAUGUGCAGACGUCUAAGCAGGCAAAGGACGCUGCAAUAAAAGCCCUCGCGACUCUCAAGGCAUGUCUCGCUUGGACUAUUCCAAAGGCUAUCAUUUCCACAAACUGCGUUCCACACAUUGUUCGGGCCUUUACUUGCCAUGAUGAGCAAGUAUUAUUGGCUGGCGUGGAAGCGCUGCACUCGUUGUAUAGCAGAGCCAACUUUGAUAUUGAUGAUUUCCAACCCCUGGUGCAUCUGAUGUACGAAACGGAGUACUUGGAUCUCCUACAGAAACUUUACGAGUGGUCCAUCGUUGGACCUGACGAUAUAGAUGACACCAGAUACACAAUCUCAAAGAAGCUAUCAGAGAUGCUGUCCUACGUCGCUGGCUUCCUCGAGGAAAAGGGCUUCUCGCUAGAAACGGCACAUGGCCUGAACCUUCCGCACUUCUUCCAUCUCAUGAUCAACGUCAUCCAACAUCAAAGCCUGACCAUCUCGAUACCCGUGCUUCACAUAUGGUCAAAAUUGUUGGCAUCUGAGAGAAUCGGAAAUACCGAGUUUGUCACUAGUCUCGUUCCCCAAUUGUUAGGUAUCUGCACCCAGCGACUAGUUCGUUGGGAAUCUCUACCGGAAGAUUCUGGAAGCCCCACGGUCACUUUUCUUUACGAAGACAUUGAUACCGUCCCUGAGAGACAUGCGUUCGUUGGAAAUUAUCGACGGUAUUGCUCGAACAUCAUAGAAACUAUUGUUCAAAAGAGACCACAAGAAGCCAUUCCGCACAUACUAUCCGGGGUUGAAGUGAACUUAAACAGUCUUUAUGAUGGCGUUGCUCCAUUUAAUGUGACAACAUUCUCCAAGUCUUCGAUACCUCUCAUGCGCGCUGAUACACAGUUCGCUGUCGUAGAUGCGACACUGAAGGGAUACAACAAAUGGGUAUCUGCUCACGGGAAGACACCUCAGCAGGAUGAGCAGAAGCGGAGUGAGUUAGAGACUGCGCUAGAGGCAUGGGCGAUGAGUCUACUGCAGCGCAACUUCGAGGACCCCAUCUUGAACGAACGAAUCAUUAAGCUUGCUGUCGAUAUCUCGUGUCGGGCCUUGGAUAAGACCCCCAGCUUUGCGCUGAAAGUCCUCGAACAUAUCCUCAUGACACGUCUUCCUGACCAACCGGAAUAUCCGGCCUAUUCAGAGGCUGUCAAGGAGCUUCACGGUUUGUCAAGUCACGAAUUACGUCGUCUGGCAGUACGCUACGCUGAUUAUUUCUCGACUUUCUAUGAUGUGCUCGAGCCGAAAAUCAAAGAGAUCACCAUGUCAAACCAAAUGGACGACAAGUUGCAAAUGGAGCUCACAUCGGUCCUUGUGAUUAUAACACUACGAGCAAGUAACAUGGAUCAGUAUGUGCGCGAGUCUCGUCUUGUCUCUUUCGUACAGCCAGUACGACAGGCUUGGCAGGAUGAAGAACUACAGCGCUUGAGUUCAUCUUUCGAAGGAUUCUGCGCUUUGCUCGGAUUGCAAGACGUGGGACCCUACAUGCAGGCAAGGCAAGCGCACAAGCUAGAGGACUGGACAGAGGUUUCCGUGGAUAGUGAUGGAAAACAAAUCCAAGAGGGAAUGACCCGGAAAUUCCAGCAUUUGCCGCUGCGAGGAACCAAAAUCAUGCUAGCAAUCUCUACAGAGCGGGUGAAGAGGGGGGAACCCGCGUACGACCUUGCAUGUAAAACUUGGCAUGAUACUAUUCCAGUCGUCCUACCGUCCCUGUUACAGCUCGUGAGCAAUGCUCAUGCCUUCCAUAACCCGAAGAAUUGGGGAGGUCUUCCUGAUGAAAUGAAAGCAGUCGUUGAGCACAUCUUAACCGAUAGGUUCUGGCAGGCAGGAAUUUCGACUGGUAGCAGGGACGACUUCUACGCAAAGAUUACUGCAUCCCGAGGAACUUUGGAGGGAUUUGCAUCUUCUGUCCGGGGCAAGAUCCGAGCAGUCCGUGAGGCUUGUUAUUCGAUCUUGUUCAGCAUGAGUAGGAUGCGAGAGCAUUUCUAUGGGUUUGCCGAACUUCCCGGGCCCUUGUCGGAAGCCCUGUUCAACGAUUCGGUACAUCUGUCGUCGCAUCAAUUCUCUGUCUUGCUUAAUGUCUCCCGUUGCUUGAUCGACGAUUGUCCUGUCCGGUUCCGAAGCCAGUUCCUCCCGCCGAUGCUCUCGAGUCUGUUUACCCAUAUCGAUCGCAAGGUCACCACGGAGUGGGAGAUUAUUGAGCAGCAGAAAGCGGGAAUGGCGGAAAGCGAUUUGACCGACGAGAUGAAAUCCGAAAGUAUUCUCCGGCAACUGACUUACUCGGCAGUCAUCAUGGUUGCAAGCCUCUUAGAUCCGCAACGAGGUGACCCUGAUCAAACAGAAUCGACAGAUCCAAGUGGACCCACGCCGCCGCCAUCGAUUACUGAGUCCAUUCGACACUUUGUUCUCUCUUCGCCAGAGAUAUUUGAACCGGUCAUGUUGUUUUGUACCCAUGCCCUUCGCAUGCGUGAUACCCGGUGCUGCAGCAUCAUUACCCGUGUUAUUAGAUCCCUUCUGCAGGACUUUGCACCUCCAAACGACACCCCUACUACUGCCACGAUCCGUGAAUUCAUCUCCUCAGAGGUCCUUAAGGCGUGCAUCACAUCCGUACACGAACCCUAUUUCGUCGACAUGCAGAAGGACCUUGCAUCGCUUAUCGCGUCUAUCUGGGUUCUCUACGGCUCCAGCAGCCCAACCCCGCGCACAGUCAUAUUGAGUCUCCCAGGCAUUGACCCGCAGCGUGUGGCAUACGCCGAAAAUGCCCUUCUCCGCUCUAGCUCGGCACGACAGCAGCGAGCACUGAUUUUGGAACUCUUGGAAGGUCUCCGAGGCGUUAGCAUCGCGGAGCAGGGCAAAAUUCUAGACUCCAGAGUAGAACGUCGCAAGACGCGAAGUGCACUGCAGGAGAAAUACAUGAAGAAUGAGAUGGAUGGUCAGCAAACUACCAAGGUCGACAUAAAUGACGGACCUGAUUUGGGUGGUAUUGCGGAUAUGUUUGGCUGA